Messenger RNA from Notothenia coriiceps (black rockcod), 364 nucleotides. RefSeq names its product histone H4. Gene Ontology annotation, molecular function: protein heterodimerization activity; structural constituent of chromatin; DNA binding. Lineage: Eukaryota; Metazoa; Chordata; Actinopteri; Perciformes; Nototheniidae. The record is from RefSeq and is a predicted model, not a curated record. Bases 10 to 321 code for a protein of 103 amino acids. The transcript has a single exon. Gene Ontology annotation, cellular component: nucleosome.
UCUGAAAUUAUGUCUGGAAGAGGUAAGGGCGGAAAGGGACUCGGCAAAGGAGGCGCUAAGCGUCACCGCAAAGUGCUCCGUGAUAACAUCCAGGGCAUCACCAAGCCCGCCAUCCGCCGUCUGGCUCGCCGCGGCGGAGUGAAGCGUAUCUCCGGUCUGAUCUACGAGGAGACCCGUGGUGUGCUGAAGGUGUUCCUGGAGAACGUGAUCCGUGAUGCCGUCACCUACACCGAGCACGCCAAGAGGAAGACGGUGACCGCCAUGGAUGUGGUGUACGCUCUGAAGAGGCAGGGCCGCACCCUGUACGGCUUCGGGGGAUAAACUCAUCUGACUGAAACACACAAAGGCUCUUUUAAGAGCCACC